AUGGCCACAAACGACCUCAUAUCACCAGCAUACUACUACUACGUUGAUCCCGGUGCCGUGUAUCAACCACAACAACCAAAUCCACUGGAAGACUUGAUCUCUGUAUACGGAUUGCAAGACGUUUCACGACAAGUGGCCCGUACCAACGCAGACGGUUCGAAAGCCGUGAAACUGCGGAAAUCGUACAAGAACCAGAUCAGUGAUUUGUCGGGCAAAUUUUCUGCCAUUCCCACGCGCGAAAACGGCAAAGCGGGCGACAUUUCUCAUAUUUUGUUUCAGAAUAACCCAGAUAUGAUGGCACAAGUGACCAGGACCGCAGGAAUGUCCGACGAUCAAUGGCGACAGCUCAUGAUGGAUAGAGACUCGGCCAUAUUUAACGACCCGAAUAACAUCAACUGGAACGCCUGUCAAGCCGUUCUAUCCCAGUUUGACAGGAGUUACCCGGGCGAGUUCCAGUCGCACGGAUUCCAAGUCGAAGACCUGGCCUUUGAUCUAGACGGUAGUGGGAACGCUAUCAAAAACCGGAAGCGUAAGGCCAAGUCCGGUGGUAGCUCCAUGGCCACGCCGAACAGCGACAUUCAGGACGACAUGAAGCGGCGCAGACUCGAAUGA
Molecule: messenger RNA, 612 nt
Organism: Lachancea mirantina
Lineage: Eukaryota; Fungi; Ascomycota; Saccharomycetes; Saccharomycetales; Saccharomycetaceae
Source: the annotation of a GenBank genome assembly